Messenger RNA from Zophobas morio, 3300 nucleotides. RefSeq names its product fatty acyl-CoA reductase wat-like. The coding region runs from base 371 to 1810 and encodes 479 amino acids. Gene Ontology annotation, molecular function: alcohol-forming very long-chain fatty acyl-CoA reductase (NADP+) activity. Gene Ontology annotation, biological process: long-chain fatty-acyl-CoA metabolic process. Lineage: Eukaryota; Metazoa; Arthropoda; Insecta; Coleoptera; Tenebrionidae. The transcript has 8 exons. Gene Ontology annotation, cellular component: peroxisome. The record is from RefSeq and is a predicted model, not a curated record.
CUGGUUAGGUGCAUGACGUGUCUGCUAGAAAAGUUCAUUUCUAAGUUCGUUGGAUUUCAAAUUUCGUUGUUCUAAAUCGAAAGGUCCGUGUGGAUUUGAAUUUGAAUUUUUCAGAGGACGAAAGGAUUGUGUCAAAACUUUCCUGAAGGUGAUAACAGUAAAUAUUAAAAUGAGAUGAUAUUUAUGUACUAAAUUCGUUCUUUUCUGAACUAUUACAACAAAACAAAGAACAGAAUUAUCAUCACAUCGCGGAACUAAAACUAACAAAAUAAAAGAUCUCCCCAGAAGUAGAUUAGCUUUCACUUUGCACCCCAAAAACCACUGAACAGCUACAGGACCAGCGAGGGCGUCCUACUUUAAAACCAUAAACAUGGCUCUCAGUCAAAUACAAGAAUUUUACAAAAACCAGACAGUUUUUAUAACCGGAAGCACCGGCUUGUUAGGAAAACUUGUUCUUCGGAAAUUAUUAACCACAUGUGAACCGAAAAAAAUAUACCUUCUUAUAAGACAACACAAAGAAAAAUCGGCAGAGGAAAGACUUGAAAUUCUCCUAGAGAGAGCUGACUUGAGACGGGAUAAAUCGGAAUUCAAAGGGAAAAUUUUUGUUAUCGAAGGAGACUGUAGUGUACCUGGAUUAGGAAUAUCACACGAUGAUAGAGAGACUCUAGUAAAUGAAACGACUUGUAUUAUACACAUUGCAGCUAUUGUAAAAUUUAGCGAGCAUUUACGACUGGCUGCAUAUGUUAAUGUUCGCGCUGUUCAAGAUCUCCUUCAUUUGGCCAAACAAGUUCGUGACUUAAAGGCUAUGGUGCACGUUUCCACAGCGUACUCAAACUGUAACCAAAAAGAUUUAAUAAAGGAACAAUUCUAUGAGCCUGGAAUGACAGCCACAAAGCUCUUGAAAAUGCUGGAGUCAACGGAUGACGAAACAAUAACAAACACCACUCCAGAACUUCUAGGUUCUUGGCCCAACACCUACACAUUCACCAAAGCUGUGGCCGAAAAUGUUAUCAAAACCGAAGCUCAAGAUUUGCCAGUUUGUAUUGUCAGACCGGCGAUUCUGAUGGGCGCCUUCCAAGAACCUGAACCAGGUUGGCUGGAUGCAAUUCAAGGUAUCACUGGCUUUCUCAUAGGCGCGUUUCUAGGUUUGAUACAUUGCCUCCUAGGCGACACUAAACCUAUAAACCUGAUACCAUCUGAUUACACAGCUAAUCUUACUUUGGCGGCUGCGUGCUACGCAACAGAGAAAAGUUCCCCUCUACCGAUCUACAACUAUACAGGUUCUGAGAAAAAUCAGUUAACGAAAGCUAAGUUCUACGAGCAUGGAGAAUUAACAGCAAAACUCUACACCAGCGCGCAUGUCGUUAAUGUCUGCUUUGUGAUUUUUACCACAAACAAGUACUAUCUUAAAUUCCUCCGAUUCUGGCUUCAUCUCGUACCAGCCUACAUCGUCGAUCUGGUUUGCUUGUGUCUUGGAAAAAAACGAAGAUUCGUCAAAAUGUACCAAAAAAUACACAAAAUCUGUGACGAAUUAGCGUACUUUAGUGCGAAUUCUUGGAAAUUUGAAACGGCCAAUUGCGAUAAAUUGUGGAAAUCUUUGAAAGAAAAAGACCGGGAGUUGUUUCCGUUCAACAUGGAGAACUUGGCGUGGAGGAGUUUUUUAGAAAGUUGUGUAAUAUAUUCAAGGAUUCAUCUCUUAAAAGAUCCGAUGCAUACUGUACCUCAAGCCCAACGAAAACGAAAAUUCAUUGCAUUCGUAUAUUAUUGUAUGGCUUUUGCACUCGUGAGUGUCCUGUGGCAUUUAUUUUGAAGUGUUAUAGUAAUUUGUUGUUUUUUAUUUUUCAUUAUUUAUUUACGCAGAUUUUGUUAAAAACAUUGUGCACGUCACUUUUUAAACGUAAAUUAUUUUAGCCACACCUACCACGAGCUAUAUUGCAACAUUUUGGUGAAUUUAUAGUGACAAAUUAAAGAAAAAAAAAAGACUGAAAUAGAAAUAGAGCAUUGUCCUCCUAAAUGAAGUGUGACCGUCUGCGAACUUGCAACAAAAAUGUCAAAUUCCCUGCAGAACUGGUUAGAUGCAUGACGCAUUUGCUAGAAAAACUAUAAAGAUCAAUUGUAAGUUCAGUCAAUUUGAAAUUUUUUCAGUAAAAAACGAAUUGUGUUAAAAUUUUAAGAAAGUGUCAAGUGGUGUUUGUUUUUUUGGUUAGUGACUAAUACCGUUUUGUGCCAUCACUGAAAAAAAAAAUUGCACACGAAAGAGAAGUGAGUCCAUGACUAAACUGAAAAGUUCGAGUUUUAAUUUUGCCAUAAAAUUUAUAAACCCUUCAUCCUUUGAAGUCUCCAAAUAACACGUAUACAUCAUACCUAAAUGCAAAAAACACAUUAAAACAUUUUGUUUAUUUCUGGACAACAUCGUAAAGAAGAACAGAAUAACCAUCACGUUGACAAUAUCGCAAAAGUAGGUUAUAGAGCUUUCGCUAAACAGUCAAGAGCAACUACAGCGGCGCUCUAUUUCAAAACGAUUAACAUGACUCUGCGCCAAAAACAGGCAUUUCACAAAAACCAUACGAUCUUUAUAACCGAAAAUAUUGGCAUGUUGGGGAAAUUUGUUCUGCGGAAAUUGUUAAUCAUAUGUGAUCCGAAGAAAAUGUAUCUUCUUAUAAGACAACACAAACGAAAAUCGGCAUGCAAAGUCUGCUCUCAAAUGAGCAAAGGACUUUUUUUGUAGAGUCUUGACCUUGUUGUAGCUAAGAUUUAUUCGGUUUAGUCCUGGCAUAUUUCUCAUUGCUUGUCAAUUUCAUGUUUCUGUCUGAUUGUUGGAUAGGCUUCAUAGAGCUAAAAACUCUGCUGUGAUUGAAGAAAUUAAUCUCCGAAGAUCUGAUCUGAUCUUAAUUUAUAACAACAAUGUUGCUCAAAUCACUGGUACUAAUAAAGGAAGAACGAGUCAAGAUUGAAACUAAUUUCGUCAUCCAAUUACUUUAAAUUUUCUCAAUGUUCAUACCAAAAUGGUAGAGGCUUGAGAUGUAAAUGUGUAAAAUUUUUCUUUCAGUACCUGCAAGUGAAUAUAACUUUAUAACAGUCACCGAGACAUGGAUCACACCGGAUAUCUCCAGUAGUGAAUUAUUUCCAGGUAACUUUGUUAUUUAUUGACAGGAUCGAAAUUUUAAUUCUCUUAAUGUAACUACAGGUGGCGGCGUUCUUCUAUUGUUGAUAACUUCUACAACUUGAUCUAUCUUCUCUCACAAUUUUGGUUCCAAGCAUUGACAUUGUUGGUGUUAAAAUUACGGGUAAAUUAAAAUU